AUGGAUCCAACAUUUCGUCAUGUAUCAGGACCAGACUAUGUAGAUAGUGAAAGAAGACGUUUUGAAGCUGAAUGUGAAUUUGUUCAGGCUCUUGGAAAUCCACAUUAUUGUAAUUUUCUUGCCCAAAAAGGAUAUUUUAAGGAGGAAUAUUUUAUAAAUUAUUUAAAAUACCUUCAAUAUUUUAAACAAUCAGAAUAUGCAAAAACAAUUGUUUAUCCUCAUUGUCUUUUUAUGUUAGAUUGCCUUCAACAUAAAGAAUUUAGAGAAGCUAUUGGAAAUGUAAAUAAUGCUAAAUAUAUAGAAAAUCAGCAAAUGUUACAAUGGCAAUAUUAUUAUAGGAAAAGAAAUGAAUAUAAUGCUAAGAUUGUUCAAGCAAAGGAAGCUGGUGAAUUAAAGACUACUGAAGAUGUUGUCAAUUUACUAAAAGAAUUGGCAAAUCCAGAAAAAGUUAAAGAAUCUGGUGAUGAGGAAAAUAUUGAAAAAUCUUCAAUAGAAGUGGAUCAAAAUUUGUUGGCUGAAGAUGAAACAGCUACACAAAAAGAAAUAAUGAGAUUAUUAAAAGAAGUUCGUGAUGGUAUGAAAAUAUCUGAAGAUGGAAGUAUAUUAGUUGAAGAGGAGAGUGAUGAUGAUGGAAGUGAAGAAUUAACAUCAGAAAUAAAAGAAUUGUUGGAAGAAAUUGAGCGGGAAACAAAUGAUAGUUUACAAAAGGCAUUUAGUGAGGAGGAAGAUGCUGAGAUAGAAGAAUAUGAUCAAGAUCUUAAACAAGCUCCAUAUUCACAAAACGAAGAUUAUGAAACUUAUACAAGAGAACAAGAGGUAAAACGAAUAGAAGCAGCUUUUGAUCAAGUGGCUGAGUAUGGAGAGUUAACAGAAGAGGAGUUGACUAAAAAUGGAUAUCCAAUUGAUGUAUUAUAUGAUUCAAAUAUUAUUUCUCUAGCAAUACGAUCCAAAGACUCUUGUGCAAAUGAUCAGAAAUCAAGGAAAUAUUAUUGA
Messenger RNA from Strongyloides ratti, 993 nucleotides. Its product is annotated as Mediator of RNA polymerase II transcription subunit 31. Lineage: Eukaryota; Metazoa; Nematoda; Chromadorea; Rhabditida; Strongyloididae. The coding region runs from base 1 to 993 and encodes 330 amino acids. Gene Ontology annotation, molecular function: transcription coregulator activity. The record is from RefSeq and is a predicted model, not a curated record. Gene Ontology annotation, cellular component: core mediator complex; mediator complex. Gene Ontology annotation, biological process: regulation of transcription by RNA polymerase II. The transcript has a single exon.